Molecule: messenger RNA, 3588 nt
Organism: Paramuricea clavata
Lineage: Eukaryota; Metazoa; Cnidaria; Anthozoa; Malacalcyonacea; Plexauridae
Source: the annotation of a GenBank genome assembly
CAAGAAAACUGCCUAGAGUUUAGCUUUGAUUUUUUAGAUCCUUUAAUACUAUUUCAGAGUGCCGCCGCACAAUGACUGGUCCUAGUGGUUCAUUUAGAUCACAUAAGGCUGCAGUUAGUGAGAUGGAUCCACGCUCGCAACAUUGUUCCUGGUUAAUUACGCUUGCUGAAACAUACAACGUUUCACUGAGCUUUAAAGAGUUGACCAUACCAAGUUGUAGUGAUACAUUUCUAAGAAUAUACGAUGGUUCAAAUGCUACUGCUCCGUUGCUUGGCACAUAUUGCGGUUCAAAUGCAAGAGCAGAAUUUCUCGAUAUUUCAUCUUCUACAAAUAGUUUAUACAUCGUGUCAAAUUCUGGAAGUUAUGGAAGAAAUUCUAAAAGUAUUUUGUCUUUCCAUGCACAAUAUAAUGCUGAAAAUUUGAGAGGUUGGUAUAGUUGUAUUUGUAAUAAAUUAAUAAUUCUAACGUUUUUAACCUGGCCGUAUACCAAAUAAUGAUAUUAUUCGGAUUCUUGAUCCCGACUUGUGGAUUCCAGAUCCUGAAUGGUAGAUUCUGCAUCUUCACUUGUGGAUUGCGAAUUCCAUCCUUAUAAAAAUGAAUGGAUUCCUUUAUCUGGAUUGCGGAUUCUAUAACAAACUGAAUUCCAGAUCUCACUGUGUGGGUUCUGGAUUCAUAGUAGGUGGGUAGUAGUAGGUGGUUAAUAGUAGGUGGGUCGUUGCUCAUCCUCUAAUUGAUGCCAGGUAUAAGUUAUAACGUAUUUUUACGCUUUUAUAGAAAAUAAACCCAGUAAACUGCCUUUGGUUGGUAAUAAUGGAAGUUCUGUUUCUAAAACGGGCGAAGGCAAGUGAGGUUUUGCUUAAUUACAUUGGGAUGUAUUGUAGGAAGUUAUUCUUUAUCUGUUAUCAGUGUCGCGUUAAUUAAGUUGUCUUAUCAUUUUGAGUUGGUUACUAGAAAUAAAAUAAUUAUAAUAUUUUCUUAUCUUUAUUCAAACAGGCAGCAGAAUGAUUAUCAUAGCAACAACAGCAGGUGGUGUCGUAUUUCUUUGCAUCGCGGUGCUUGUUGUAUUAUUGAUAAAAUACAAGCGCCGCAAGCAAGCUCCAAAAUUGUCAUCUCCUGUUAAUAUUCCACUGACAGUCCAAACUCCACAAGAAUCAUUGCCAAUUGAUCGGGUAAAUUAUUUACGAAUGUUUAGUUCAGAACUGAUAGAGCCGCCCAGUAUAAAUAAAGUCAGUUUAGUUUAGGUUUCCUCCUGUAGCAACACUGGAUCAAUAAGAGCUGAUCCUUACUGGACCUCAAGGAAGAGCAGUUUAGAACUGAUAGUUACCUUUCAAUGUAAAUAAAGUUAGUUUAGUUUAGUUUUCCUCCUGUAGUAUCAUUAGACAUAUAAGUGCUGGGCUUUUAUGGACCUCUCGGAGAACAGCUAAAUACUAAUAGAGCCACCGAACAGUCGAACACUAUUUCUAGCUUUUAGGCCUUAGUUUUUAAAUUUGGAUGAAUUGAGCAAACGCAACACGUGUAAUCGACAUUAAAAAGUCAUCAUUUUCAUCAAAACAGGAACCAGGUUACGAAACUGUCACAAGAGCUGGUCGAAAGUUUAGUGUCGCCACAAAAGCAAACGAGCCUGUAGACAUAUCAGGUAAAGGUAAUAUGUUUAAAAUUCUACUAACCUUCCUAUGUGUAACACUUUGGUCAUUCUGAGAAGAUAUGCAAUAUGUCUUGAAUAAACUGAAAUAAUGUUUUCACUGCAGAUGUUGCAACUCUCCGCGUUUGAUCAUCAACUAUUCAGCAUGAGUUCCUACUAUAUGAGUAAAUUGUUAAACACGUCCGAAUUUAUCAAUAUGAUAAAUUCGCGGCACAUUUUGAAAUUAUCAAUAGUAUAAAUCAUAUAACCGCAAGCAUUAGAGAAGAGGUUUUGUUAUAAAUGUAAUGGCACUAAAAGGGAGGCUGGUUGCGAGGGAGUGGAAAGUUUCCGGAAAGAUUUUCAAAAAAAGUUAGAUUUUCCAAAAAAAGUUUUAAAAAGUCAGGUUGGGGGUUGGGGUUAGGGUUUGAGUUAGGGGUUAGGUGCCGCGAAUUUAUUAUAUUGAUAAAUUCGGACGUGUUUAACAAUUUACUCACAUAGUAAAUUCAAAGGUGGAGCUCAUGCUGAACUAUUCAACUUAGAACAGAUAAAGCUGUCCAGUAUACCAACUUCUUCUUGUAACUUAUUUUUGUGCCAGUUCUCGACGUUCUUUUGUGCCACUUAUUGCAUGACAGCUGAUGAGAGUUGAGAAGCGAGAUUUUGCCUCCGGUCAACGAGAACAAGAUUUGCAUGAGAAUUUACGAAGGUUGGCUGAAUAUUACUGCGCGAGUAGCGAAAACUCUGAUCAAAAUUUGAACCAGUUCAAUGAACUCUCGCUCGCUUUGACCGCCAGCUCUCAUUGACUCCCAUCAACUAGUCUCAUCGACUUUGGUUCAAAUUUUUGAUCAGAAUUUUUGCUUGUUUGACCGUUAAUAUCAAGUCAAGUCUCAUCAACUCUCAUGCAACUCUGCUUGUCAAUUUUGUUUGUCAACUCUCAUGCAAUCUUUCAUUCUUCUCUCAUCCGCGGAUUUAUUAUAUCUUCUUCUGUUUCUAAAGGAAACACAUCAGAUUACGAAGAGGUUGAAGGGCCAUCAAGUGCACGAAAGACUUCUGGGUACGAAACACCAGGCCAAAAUAAAAUGUAUAAAAAGCCCAAAAAAUCUCCAGAAAAUCCAGGUUAUGCUGAGCUCGAUAAGAAUAGACUCCAAGGCAGAAAUGAUGGCACUUACCAGAAACUUGUAAAGCGAGACUCAGAUUAUGUUAUACCAGCUCACGAGAGAGGAGAGUCGUACGAAGACGUCAAAAUGGGAAGAAACUUACCAGCUGGCUACGAGGAGCUGGAUCAAAGCAAACGUGAAGCUGAUGAUUACCAAAAGUUGAUGAAAACUUGAAGUUGUUGAAGGUCGCGCACAUGGUGUGCACCACUGCACUUGAAGGGAAGUGACAGUAAAAAUAUAUUGAUUUUGCCUCAUUUCAAGGAACUUUUAAAACUGUAUAAUUAUGAAGACUCUUUAUAAUUGUUUUCUAUCUUGUUUGGUUUUAGAGAUAUUUUGAAAAUAAUAUUCAAACUAUUAAGGCAAAAUACAGGGCAAAAUGUUUCUGAGUCGCCUUUUUCGUACAAAUUACACUUGCACAUGAAAUGUGCCAAAAUUCAGCAUUUUCUUCAUUUUUAGGCGAGCUUUCAUUCCAUAAGCAAAAACUGGAAUGAAAAGCACAUCUUUUGACCUAAUGACAUUUUGUUCAUACGUAUAUUUAAUACGUAUAUUCAUGCCUGUACACACGAAAAUCAUGCAGUAUGCUCAUCAAGCAUGCUCAUGAGCAGAUUACAGGAUUCUGGUACAUAUAUGGGCGUGCUCAUGAGCAUAUUCAAAACUGCUACAUUGCAGUUCAAAAUUUGAUUUAAAGUUUGUUGCGGGGGUAUUAUGAGGCGAAACAUGUGUAAACAAGCCUUGAUUAAAUUGGAAAGAUGAAAGGCCUUAAUCAGCCUGUGCUGUUUGCAGAAGAAAAAUAAAUCAUGCAUCAAACAUGGG